GUCAGCGGCCCGCGGCUCACCGAAGCUUAGUAUUACUCCUGCCCUAACUAACUAGCCAGCUCUUACUUAUGUCGGCAGCUGCCUGUUGUGCAUAGUUCGUGACAUCAUUAAGCCGUGCCGCGGCUUACCCCACCAAAUGCUCUCCAAUGUCUUGCCUCUCAUGACCGUCCAGCGCCCGCAAUUGACACCCUCACACUUUGGAGCUUCUUCUUCUUCUCACCAGCUCAACACCCUCAAAGCACCGCCAAGAUGCCCGUAGAAACCAAAUUCGACCCCAAGGACAUGCAGUUCAGGCGCCUGGGCCCUGCCGGCCUCAAGGUGUCUGUCCUGUCCCUUGGCGGUUGGCUGACGUAUGGAGGAACCCAGAAGGGCUCCAUCGUCAAGGACUGCAUGGAGGAAGCCUGGAACCACGGAAUCAACUUCUUCGACACUGCCGAGGUCUAUGCAGCUGGAGAGUGUGAAAUUGAAAUGGGCAAGGCCUUCAAGGAGCUGCAAUGGCCGCGUGACGAGUAUGUCUUGUCAACAAAGAUAUUUUUUGGAACACGGAGGCAGGAGCCCAACACCAGGGGUCUGUCUAAGAAGCACAUUGUCGAGGGGUUGAAGAGCUCUCUGAAGCGACUUGACCACUCCUACGUCGACAUUGUCUUUGCUCAUCGCUUCGACCCCGAUGUACCGAUGAAGGAGAUAGUCGAGGCUUUCACUCAGACGAUCAACAUGAACUUGGCCUACUACUGGGGCACUUCUGAGUGGUCUGCAGAGCAGAUUCAAGAGGCGUGCGACAUAGCAGAGAAGUAUCACCUCAUUGCACCAGUCGUCGAGCAGCCCCAGUACAACGCCUUCCAUCGUGAAAGGUUCGAGAAGGAGUACGCUCCGUUGUACAAGAAGUACCAAUACGGUACCACCAUCUGGAGCCCUCUGGCAAGUGGCAUGCUUACGGGCAAGUACAAUGACGGUAUCCCCGAGGACAGCCGCUUCGCAACCAACUCCGACUUCUUCAAGAAGACGAUUGAGGAACUCAAGAGUGAAGAGGGACAGGCCAAGAUCAAGAAGGUCAAGGAGCUCACCAAGAUUGCGGAGAGGCUUGGAGGCACGACGACGCAACUGGCGCUUGCCUGGGCUGCAAGCAACCCCAACGUUAGCACCGUCAUUCUUGGAGCAUCGAAGCCCGAACAGAUCAAAGACAACUGUGGCGCCAUGAAGCUGCUGCCCAAGUUGACUCCGGACGUCUUGGAGGAGAUUGAGAAGAUCCUUGCCAACAAGCCGUAGGUAGUAAAAUGAUACUAGCCUAGUCUCAGAGUCAUGUUCUCGUGCUUGAUGAAGUGUCAUAGUCAAUAUCAGGUCAGGCCAAGACCGAAUAGAUAGAAAUAUGCACGUAACCUUGCCACCUCUCACACACACUCACA
Molecule: messenger RNA, 1403 nt
Organism: Bipolaris sorokiniana ND90Pr
Lineage: Eukaryota; Fungi; Ascomycota; Dothideomycetes; Pleosporales; Pleosporaceae
Exons: 4
Coding region: 250-1266 (338 amino acids)
Source: RefSeq, a predicted model, not a curated record